This is a messenger RNA of Phalaenopsis equestris, 1482 nucleotides long. Its product is annotated as galacturonokinase. The transcript is spliced from 14 exons. The record is from RefSeq and is a predicted model, not a curated record. Gene Ontology annotation, biological process: carbohydrate phosphorylation; galactose metabolic process. Lineage: Eukaryota; Viridiplantae; Streptophyta; Magnoliopsida; Asparagales; Orchidaceae. Gene Ontology annotation, cellular component: cytosol; cytoplasm. Gene Ontology annotation, molecular function: galactokinase activity; ATP binding. The coding region runs from base 48 to 1322 and encodes 424 amino acids.
CGAACAAAGAAAAUAUUGUCCGAUCGCUGGUUGCCAAGUUAGGGGAAAUGGGAGCUUCUUCUUGGCCCUCCGCUGUGGAGCUUUCUGACGCGAAGAAGAAGGUUGCUGAAAUGAGCGGAAGAGACGUUGGAGAUGUGAGGGUGGUCAUCUCUCCUUACAGGAUUUGCCCGCUAGGAGCUCAUAUUGAUCACCAGGGUGGAACUGUUUUGGCCAUGACAGUCAAUAAAGGAAUAAUUCUGGCAUUUGUACCUUCUUAUGAUAGUCAAGCUCAGUUGUGCUCUAGACAAUUUGCAGGUGAAGUUAAAUUCAGGGUUGAUGAAGAACAACUCCCCUCCAUGCAUGUUAAAGAAAAAAAUUAUGAUUGGGGAAGUUAUGCAAGGGGAGCUCUUUAUGCGUUGCAAAAGACAGGAAAUAAGUUGUGUAAGGGCAUCCUUGGUUUCAUUUCUGGAUCAGAUGGGCUUGACAGCUCUGGUCUUAGUUCUUCGGCAGCUGUUGGAAUUGCUUGCCUGUUGGCCCUGGAAAGUGCUAAUAACUUGAGUAUGUCUCCCUCAGAAAAUAUUGAGUUGGAUAAAUUGAUUGAAAAUUCGUAUUUAGGACUACGAAAUGGCAUCCUUGAUCAGUCUGCAAUAUUACUUUCCAAAUAUGGCUACCUUACUCUCAUGGAUUGCAAGACAAAAGAGCAUACUUUUGUUAGUUCAUCCAUGUUAGACGGUUCCAAAGGUCCUGAAGGAGCAAACAAAUAUAAGAUCUUAUUGGCAUUUUCCGGGUUGAAGCAUUGUUUAAAGGAUAAUCCUGGAUAUAAUUGUCGUGUUGCUGAAUGCCAGGAGGCUGCAAGGAUUCUUCUCUGUGCUUCGGGUGCUCAGAGUGUGGAGCCACGUCUUUGUGAAGUUGAACCAAGUAUUUUUGAAGCACAAAAGCACAAACUAAAAGCAAAUUUAGCAAAAAGAGCAGAGCAUUACUUCUCCGAAAAUAAGAGGGUUAUUGAAGGAGUUAAAGCAUGGGCUUCAGGGAAUUUAUUAGAAUUUGGAAAGUUGAUUGCAGCUUCUGGCCUCAGCUCCAUACAAAACUAUGAGUGUGGUUGUGAACCUAUGAUACAACUCUAUGAGAUUCUUAUGAGGACUCCUGGCAUAUUCGGUGCGAGGUUCAGUGGUGCAGGUUUUAGAGGAUGCUGCCUUGCAUUCGUCGAUGCCGAUCAGGCUGACGAGGCCACUGCAUUCGUCCAGAAAGAGUACGCAAAGGCCCAGCCAGACCUGUCUAGCCAGGCUCUGGGAGGCAGAGUCGUCAUGCUCUGUGAUGCAGGAGAUUCUGCUUGUGUGAUAUAAUUCAACUAUCAUGGCAGUUCUUGGUAGCUGAUAGGCUCAAUUUCAUUGAUUUGAAAUGAAGUCGUCUUAAAAGGAUAAUAAUAUGUAAUUUGUUCUUAUGUUUUCGCUCUAUUUAUCCUAUUCUUAUUUUACAAAUUUGAUGGAGGAUAUUUUUUUUAUU